CACUGGGUGGCGCCAUAAUCAUAUCGUGUUUGCGGAAGUGUCCUCCGUCCCUCCACCAGCACGAGUAAACAGAGCUCCAGGGUGUCGUGAGGCGCUGAGCUGUAGCGCUACAUGUUAGGUCAGAUAAACGGCGGGUGGUGGUACCGAACCGCACGGUGUAUACGUGCAGACGCAGACAGUGACUGGCAACAGCAUACCGAUUAUUUAAGAGUGUGUAAGCUUUCGACCUGCAGCUGGUAGGCUGCUGAAGGCGAUGAUGUCUGUGCUACGUUAAGCUAGCAUGCUAAGCUAAGUGCUAGCCGCAGCUAACUCCAGUUGGUCUUUGGAAUGGUAGAGCGCAGCGCGAGCUCCUCCGGACAUGGCGACGGGGCCCGGGGCCGCUCCCGGCGGCUCUCUGGAGUCCACUUUGGAGAAGAGGUUUCGAGGUGUUUCCAACACGAUGGAUUCAAUUCAAGGACUCUCGACGUGGUGCAUCGACAACAAAAAGUACCACAGCCUGAUUGUGCGACACUGGAUGAAGUGUUUGAGGAAAUCUGAUACCUCACACAGACUCAACCUUUUUUACGUUGCCAACGAUGUCAUUCAGAACUGUAAAAAGAAAAAUGCCAUUGUCUACCGUACGGCGUUUGCUGAGAUGCUCCCUGACGCUUUCUUGCUGGUCAACAGUGAAGCUGAUCCCAAAGUAAUUAAAUCGGUGGAGAGGAUACUGUCCAUCUGGGAGGAAAGGGGUGUGUAUUCAGGGACACUUAUUAGUGAGCUCAGGAGUACCUUAGUCAAAGAGGAGUCCCCUCCCGAGACACCUGUAGAGCAAAAAACUCCAGUUGAGUCUAAAGCAGAUCUACACUCCAAGAUUGUUGCUGAGUUUGUGCCCCAAGCACUAGUUGAGGAACUGUCCAAGUACAAGAAAUCUCUGGAGGAGGUGGACAUGAAAGAAAAACAGCUGGCAGCCAUGAGGAUCGACAUCUGCAGUUCUGAUGCCCUCAAGAGACUCAAAGAUAAGGCCGGAGGAAAGAAAUUCUCCAGGGACUUUGAGGAAGGAAGUGCGCAACUACAGGAGUUUGUUAAGUUCUUUGACAAACAAAUCGAAACAGGGCCCUCUGUCAUGGAGGCCCUCAAGAACGCAGAUAUCUUCUAUGAGAUGCAGUACAAGGAGGUCAAGAUUGUUGCUAAUGCCUACCAGACGUUUGCCAACCGGGUGUCCCAUCUGAAGCGUAAACUGGACGCCCUGAAGGCCAACUUGCCGGACCUGGACGAGUCACCCAUCCCUUCACCCUCUGCAGACGCACCGUCUCCGACCGGGUCAGAGUCCCCUUUUCGCGGUCUGGAAUUGGCCAAUCCCGAUUCAGACCUCGAUGGCUGUGCUAUGGACGAUGAGGCAGAGCCACCGGCCCCGAGCCCUCUGUCCUCACCGGGAGGAUCCCCCAAACACACGGCGACUCUGGGGCAGAAUGACAACCGUGAAGUAGAAGAUAUGGAGCUCUCUGAGGAAGAAAUUGACGGCGGUGGCAUUAUAGUUGAGGAGCAGAGUGAAUGCUGCACCAACCCAAAGCUGUCUACUUCAAAAACAGAGACAUCAGUGGCCACAGAGCAGCAUGUCACACAGGUCACGCCCCCUGCAGCCUCCCCUGCUGCAGCUCCUGUAGCGGCUCUUGUAGCAGCUCCUGUAGUGGCUCCUGUUGCGGCUCCUGUAGCGGCUCCGUUAGCGGCCCCUAUAGUGGCUCCCGCAGCAACAGUGGAAAAUGUUGACCUGGGUAAAAUUGGCUCCAUCCUCAGCAGUUUAAACUCAGUCAUGAAGAACACAGGUCCAUCGGUGGACAGUCCUCCUGCAGCUGCCCCUGCUGGCUCCUCAUUGAAGACUACACCUGCUGUCUCUGUGGCUUCUCAGGAUUCCAGUUCACUGGUCAACCUCCUCUCAAAGGUGGAUGUGAGUCCUGCAGACCUCAUCGGCGCUCUCUCCAAAGUCCAGGGCAUCACUUCUCGUCUAUCCAGCCCCUCUGCAAAUGUCUCCUCAGACUCCUCCAGAACAGGCAAGAUUCCUCCUUCUCCCUCAUCCGCAUCUGCAUCAGCAGUACCCUCUCAGAGCGCGUCUCUCUCCUCUGUUGCACCUGAGCCUCCUUCACACAUCUCCACUGUUAGGCAGAGUACAAACUCUCAAGCCGCCUCCCAGACUUCCAACCCAGCCUCUGCCCUGGUCCAGGCUCUCCACAGAGAGAUGGAUUUGACAACAGAGCAAGAACCGUCCCUGUCUUCUAAGAGUUUAGAGUCUAAAAUCCACAACUUCCUGCAGGGCAACCCAGCUUUCAAUGCUUUCGGCCUAGGUCUUUCUACAAACCCAUUGCCGGGAGGAGAUAACCUCAGCCCAGUUACUGGGACAGACACCCAGGGUGGGACUCCAGUGCGGGAUGAGGGCGGAGGCACCCCAACUCAAGAUGAGAUCAUGGACAAACAUGUGCUGGUCCAUGAUCACACAAAUCAGUCAUCGGUUGGAGAAACUCUUAAAACAGCUCCUCCUGCAUACCAGAACAGCAGUCAGCAGAACCGCAACAAUCCCCAACAGCCAGAUCACUUGCAGCCAUGUGGGGCUCGGAACGGGCAGGUCUACCAGCCGUACCCAUACGGCAAACACAAGACGCCAGAGCAUGGCAUUACUGCACCUGUUGCACAUUACCAGCAGCUUUCUGCCCAAACAGGAGGGCCAGUGCCUGGAGAAAGAGCCCCAGGCAGUGCCGGUAGCACACAGACAAUGGGAGACUUUCAAAGGGUGGGUGAAAGGGGUUGGUAUGGUGACACUUACCCGGAGGGGAACUCUCAGCAACCCAGAGGCUACAAUGUGACAGCUCCUGGAGGGGCUGGAGAGAACAACAGGUCAGGACUUUAUCCAUACCAAACAGAGAAUUUCCAGCCACCUCAAGAGUUGGCCUCCCAGCAGGGCGCCAACACUUCCCCUGAUUUCUUCAGAAGCAACCUCCCUCCUGUCCCAAAGUUCCCUCCCCCUCCUCGUGUCUUUGACGCCCCUAACCACGCGACCAGCGGUAUGAUGAUGCCGCCGGAGCAGCCGGGGCCCAGCGCAGGCACAGGCGAGGGGAUUGGGGUCGGAGGGGACAGUGUAAUCAGUGGGAUGGUGGUGCACGACCAUCAACACAAAUCCAUAUUUCAUCCUGAUGAUUCGCUGUAUGAUCGUGACCGACCACACCCUCCUCACCCCGAGGAUUUUCACCCCCAUCCAGACGACCUACGUUACCAGGAUGAGAACCAUCACCGUGAUGCCAUGUUCUUUCAAGACGACGCCUACCACCACCCAGAGGACCCAUAUUACAGACCAGGCAGCCCGGCGCACAAUUUCCCCAGAGUUCGAGGGCGCCUCACUCCCCCUCUCUCACCCUCUGAGGAUCCUUACUUCACCCCUGACUACCAGCGGCACAGCCCCCCUCCUCAGCACUAUACUCCUAGGAGACCACCACCUCAUUUUGAAAUCCGUCAUCCCGGUCUACGGCCUCAACAUCGGCCUCCGCCCCCGGCACACCACCCACAUCCCAGAGGACCCCCACGUGCACCAUUUCCUCGGUUCCACGGCCCCAAUCCAAGGUUAAGAGGCAAACGUCCAGGUCCAAGAGGAGGCGGAAAUCCUGGUCCAAUGUUCCCCCCAAAAAGACCCUUUCCACCCCCACGGUACUGACUGGACAUGUAGCUCUGAGCUCUUCCAAACGCUGUGGUUGUCAUGAGGCCAGGGGGCAGGGCUUUUAAGACUGUUCAGUGACUUGCUAGUCAUCGGUGUUGAAGUAUGAACGCUGCCAUGAGAAACCUGGGAAAAUCUGGGUGGAUCAAAGCGCAGAUACUGAGGUGGGCAUCAGGAGGCAAAGUUAUUCUGAAGAAGAAUCCUUUGAGCAGCUACCAGAAGAACCGUGUGAAUGGCGAAGUAUAAAGGAUGUUGAGGAGAACAAGAGACAACACCAGGAGAUGUGAAAAGAAACCGGAGGCUCUGAGAGGGCUGCUGACCUGUAGAGUGAAGCCAGAAGAGAAGAUUAAAGAAAAUAAAAGGUGGAUAUAUAUAUAUAAUUCACUUCUUGUGUUGUUUGCCCCCAGUAUGAAGCAUUGCAUUAUAUAUGUAAUUUGAGCGCGAGUUUGGUUAGGUUCAGAGUGUGUGCAUGGUAUGCGUGUGCAUGUGCUCAAGUGUAAAUUAACUAGUCCCAGAAGUUGAACCCGCGAUAGUUAUUUUUGCGAAGACAGUAACAAAAGAAUGUAGUUGGUGCAAUGUUUCCGCUGUUAUUUAGUUUUACAGUGAGCAGUUUUGACUGCUUCUCUUCAUAUCAGCAUUUUCCCAGUAGUUUUUGGUAAAACAUCAAUUUAAAUCAAAUCACUUUGGGUAUGAAAAAACUGAGUAGAUGUUAUAGAAAUUAUGUUUCUUCUACAAUACCCGUCAGCAUAUUCAGGGAAAUUAUAUUUCAUUGUUCCAACUCCGAAUGUUAUAUAUUAAUGAAGCGAUGCUUUCUCAACCGGUGCGUGAGAUCCCUGCGGCAAUAUUUUUACGUCUCGUUGAGUUCCUCGAAGGAGAGCGGCACAUGUCUACUCAAAGGGAGAGAGAGGUGUGGGAGUUAUUUUGUUCUGCCUCCAACAUCGACGCAGAAGAAGUGCAUUUUUGGAGGGGAUGAAGAUACUCGUCUUCAGUUUCGUUUUACUUGUACUGACUAAUAAAAAUCUGAGUUUGAAAAACUGUGUUGUUUUUUUCCUCUUCAUCCCUGGACUGUUGCAUCACCGCCCUAAACUAUCAGUCAUCAUCUAUACAUAGCAUUUGAUUGUUUUAAUUCAUUUUGUGGUAUAAUGCUUUGCAAUUUGAGGGAAAAGUGAAUCACUAUUUUGAUACAAAAUUUGGCAAAAAUCAUAGGGAAAGGUUUGAUCCACCAAAGUGUAACUUUCCUAUUGUGUCUAAAAUAGGCUGCUGUUACCAUGCAACAUUAGCCCAGAUAGGUCAACGUUAUCACUCAAAGAAUAGAAAGGGGCCUAAUUUACGUUAAUUUGCUGUAUUUAAAUAGUAACUAUGGAUUUGGUUUUAAUGAGGAUGCUGCUGUUUGCAAAAAAAAAAAAGUUUACAUUUCCACAGGUCACUUUAAAAUCCCUAAAAUAAUUGUCUUUGCGCCAUUCAUAUAGUCAGAAU
Molecule: messenger RNA, 5152 nt
Organism: Anoplopoma fimbria (sablefish)
Lineage: Eukaryota; Metazoa; Chordata; Actinopteri; Perciformes; Anoplopomatidae
Gene: rprd2a
Product: regulation of nuclear pre-mRNA domain containing 2a
Exons: 10
Coding region: 359-3676 (1105 amino acids)
Biological process (GO): mRNA 3'-end processing
Cellular component (GO): RNA polymerase II, holoenzyme
Molecular function (GO): RNA polymerase II complex binding
Source: RefSeq, a predicted model, not a curated record